UCCACUUCACGUAAGAAUCUGCAAGCUGAUGUUUACUUGUUCUCUGACCAACUUUUAGCAGUUCGGAAUUCGUCCCUCCAACACGAAACAAAAGACGCGAGACAUGUUUCUCGCGAAAAGUGAGUAAUUCGAUCAAGCUCCAAGUUCACGGAGAACUUUGCCCUAAGCUGCUUGUGCUCCCGGAAUUACGAGCAGGAAAUGUUAAUUAAAGGGUGAUUGAAGGUGAGGGAGUAAGAGAGAAACAAGAAGAAGAAAAAGGACUCGGUGAAUAAGCAAGGUAUGACGGUACGAAGGUCACGGCGGCAGUGACAAGGAAGAAGAAAAGGGAAAAUUAUAUAUUGAAUUUAAGGAGAACGUGACAUCAAAACAAAGACAUAAUAUGAUACUGAAACAAGGAAGGAACGAAGAACGAUACAAGAAAUACGGCUAAAGACUUAAAAAAAAAAAAACUGCAAAUAGAGCACGAAAAAUACAAAAUAAAAAUUUGGAGUUAAAAAUCUGAUAAAAGAACGUAACAUUAAAACAAGGAAAUAUUAUAAUAAAAAAAGGGAGGAAGAACUAUACAAGAAAUAAGGCCGAGGACAAAAAAAAUAGUAAACAAAUCACGAAAAAUACGAAAUAAAUGAAAAUAGAUUACGAAAAAUAUAAAAUAAAAAUUUGGAGUUAAAAAUUUAAUAAAAAAACGUAACAUUAAAACAAAGACGUAAUAUAAUGAAAUAGAGAGGAAGAACUAUACAAGAAAUAAGGCUAAGGACAAAAAAAUGGUAAAUAAAUCACGAAAAAUACGAAAUAAAUAAAUCAGAGAGAGAAGAGAGCGAAAAACUUUGAGUGUAGGCGAGUGGUUGAAUUGUGAUCCCGUUCCACACGUGCGUUGUUGUUAAGCAACGCCACAGUGGGGAUGCCCUCCAGAAACCGCCGCCUUCUCUUCGGAAUGACCCCGUGAAUAGCACAUUCCCUCGGGGAGUUUUUCUGCUCCUGUGACACCGAAUGAAAGCUGAUGAAUACGUCGAAAAUGACUCGGCCGUAACCAUCACUUCUGAGAGAAAGGGAGAGAGAGAGAGGGAUAAUGGCGACGUAGGAAAGGGAACUGGAGUUCUUUCUCAGUUUUUCUGUCUCAUCCUUUCUUUCUCUCUCCUGAGGGCUGGAAAUGCUCUACUACAUAAUAUGCUUCUUCCCAAAAGCUUUGAAUUUGAGAGGAGAGUUCGGCUGAAGGAAAUCUAAGAAUGACGUAGUUUUGUGUGUAAAGACAGAGAUAUUGAUGACAGAGUUAUCUAAAAGAAAAAAAAAAAUAGGCAGGUUGUAUAUGAUUCGCCAAGUACCUGAAGGGGUGGGACAUUCUACAUCCUGGAAGUGGACACAAUGAAAAAUUAUAAAAAUUGUUUAUAUAACAAUUUUUUAUCGCUCGUUUUGUGUAUAAAGACAUAAUCAUGACAGAUUUGUCUCUUGAAAAGAGGCUGGUUAUAUGAUUCGCCAAGUGGAACAUUGUGCAACAUUCUGGAAGUGGACACUAUGAAGACAGAAUGGAAAAUGAAUCAAAAUUGUUUAUAUAAGUUAUUUCCCUUUUCUUACACCAACUAGAACGACGAAAAUGAUGAAGACAAAAGCAAUUCUGUACUGAAAUACAUAUCUUUAUGCAGUGACUCCAAACGUAUGAGAAUAAAUAUGACAAUUCCUUGUUGUUAAAGAGUAAUUGGCCAACCCAGAUCCCCAAGAGACUAGAAUAAGUCAGAUAGUCUUAUCAAGAAGAACUUGAUAAUAAUAUAUCACCUUCUUUUCAUACAUUUCAUACAUCACAGGGCGAAAGGGGAAACAUGAGGCUUUCGAAUACCAACUAUCAACAUCUUCAGUGCCAUAGUACCAUUGUGACCCAUUAACGCUCGCACCAGAUCACCGUCGCCUGUUACAAGCAUUGGGAAUCCUCCAUGCAACAGGAGUAACUUACUAUGACCAGCGCAUCCAAAGAAAAGACGAAAACGGAAGCUCAUUAAAACCUGUCCACCAUAAUAGCAUCUUGAUCGGCAAAGGCGAAAUCACUCACUUGGGAUGGACGGAGCAUAUGGAAAAGGCUCCAGCUCCUGGAAGCGCGUCUGAGUGAUCAUGAAGAACCACCAUGAGACGCCACUCGUCCAUCCAGUUGCUCCUUCUGUCUCUGACUGGAUGUUCCUGGAUGCUGCUGUUCCUCACGCUGACUCUCUCCGACUACCAUGCAUUCAAAGCCUACCACGCCUCGCACGUGGCGGCCGCCCACACGACGUACACCGCCCCUCAGAAGGAGAUCGACCCGUGUGACCUCUGCUGGGGCGUCGGGAGGAACGGCGCGAAGAAGGACGUCCUCCAUGGGAGCGAGGAAGAAGAGGGAGACGAAGAAGGGCAGCAGCAUCCCGCCCUUUCGACGUGGGGCGCCCGUUUAGCCAAGGUCGUGGGCAUAGCCCCUCAGGAGAAGCGUAAUGCCACGCCCACGCCCAAGCCCCUGCAAGGCCAGGCUGGGGGAGUGGGCGCUUUCUAUUACUACACACUUCAUACGAUGUUCACGUCGCUACAGCUUCGCCUGAAGAAGGCACAGCUGGUAGCUGGAGAUGUCAGAGCCGAAGUAGCGAGUCUGGAAGAGAAGGUAGCCAACCUCCACGACAUCCUGGUCAACCAGUUCUCCCCGAGAAUGAACCCGUACCAACCUAAUUCGUCUUUCGCCAAGACUCCCGCAACCACGACGCGCUCUUCAAGGUCACGGAUAGGGGUCAAAGGUACCUCUGACCCUCCUGACCCCUCGGAGAAGGUCAGUCAACGAAAGAGUGGCGAUCAGCGCAGCAGCAGUGGCGUCAUUGCAAACGGAAGCGACGCUAAACCAGUCGAGUUACCGAAGACCGUUCGACGUCGCAAACCGGAGAAUGAUAUUUACGCUCUCAUUCAUAAACAGACGUUGGGUACACGUCUGCAGACGUCCCUCAGGGGCGUCGGUGACGAAGACGGCGAAAAGGCUAAAGUUCAGGAUGAAGAACGUUCGUUCAAAGAGUCUAGACACCUUUUAUCACAAGACGCUAGUGCUAAGAAGGUCAGCGCGAAUAGCAAACGGGCUUUCAAUGAAAGCGACUUCAUAUCGAAGGGGAGAUACAAAGUGCGGCUCGGAGGAAACAUCUUCGACACGAGGGAAAAGGAGGAGAAGGAAUGCAAGGACAAGGGAAAGCCGCCGUCGGACGCUUCCGCGAGAAUAACCAACAACAAUUUCCUGAGCAUCACCAAGGAGGACAUCAUCUCCUCGGUAUCCAUCCUGAUUAUGGAUCUGGGGACGUCCCAGGGAACCCCUCCCCCUCCUCCGACGGCUUCGGUGAAGGGGAACUUGAAGGAAACACUCGCUAAGCUCUACCCGGGUAUCGCCGUCCACUUCGUCACUUCCUCCUCUUCUUCUGUGUCCCUCCAUUUCCCGCGAAAUCUCAGGACUACGGUGCAUCAUGUCCCCUCAAACGCCACCUUAGGGUCCGGCUAUUCCGUAGCUCUGGACUACAUCACGACGCCUUAUGUCUUCGUGGCCACGAACGUCUCCGCCCUCUCGUCCCCCAGCACCAUAGAGCACCUCAUUUGGGCGACGGAGUACCUGGGCGUCUGGGCCGCGGGCGCCAGCCUCCUGCCGAAGUCGGGCCAGUGGCACAUGGGGUGUUUGCAAGCCCACGAGUCCAACUACCAGAUAACCUGGACGCGGAAGAGACUGGGCACCGCCCGCGGUUACCUCCUGUGCCACGCCCUGGAAGGACCCUUCGUGGCCGUGACUUCCGCCUUGCGCCACCUGGGCUGGAACGCCGAGCUUCCAGACGCCGUGUCACACCUGGAUCUGUUCUUGAGGGCGUCGCGGUAUUAUCACAUGCUUGCGGCCUCGUGCCCUCAGGAAGUCUUCCGCGUCGCCCACGAGUUGGUGGCGCCCUCCAGAGCUUCCCUGCUGAGUUUCGCGCGACUCCACGGGUUCUAUUCCAUCCAAGUGCCUCCUGGAAGCGCGAGGUUCCUGUUCUCUUGCGAGGAAGUGGCCGUCAACUGCGGAGUGGCCGGGUUUGCCCUGCCGCCCUGCUGCAGGAGGGAGCUGGCCCGUCUGGUGCGAUUCCUCAUGGACACGUGCGACGCCCACGGGCUCUUGUGCGAGCUGCAGGAAGGGACUUUGAUGGGAGCGGUAAAGACGGGCGGGGUCAUGCCCUGGGAGAAGGACGCUGACAUCACCUUCCACACGAAUAACUUCACGGCCUUGGCCGAACUGAAGGAUGUCUUUGAGAGAGCAGGAUAUUCUCUCCACCUGGUCGAUAACAGAUGGUGCUGUGUUGACGGGAAGUGGGCAGGAGGCCAGGGCUCCUUGAACACGCCCCACUGGGCACUGGAGCUCUAUAGCCAACACACCAUGGACUCCGAGGAAGAUCUACUGGCCAGGAGGCCUCGGACUAGGAUCGAGUUUGACGGAUCUUGGGUGGCAGCCCCAACAAGUCCCGGGCUUUACGUCCGAAACCGCUACGGAAACGAAAUGUACCGCCAUGCUCAACACUGGCUAGAUACAGGGAAGAAGUCGGGAUGGGAAGACUACGAAGCAGGCAGGUUUCUUCCCUGUUCCAAGCCUUCCCAUCACGCCUGUCUGGACGAGAAUCUUCCCGAUGGGAACCUGGAAUUCAGGCCCCUGUGCUUAGUUUAGAUUGGGUCGGUGGGGACUUGGAAUGCUGGAAUUCAGUCUCCCGUGUUUUAUUUAGAGUGAGUCGAUGGGGAACAUGGAAUGCUGGAAUUCAGGCCCCCUGUGUU
This is a messenger RNA of Macrobrachium nipponense, 4764 nucleotides long. RefSeq lists its product as uncharacterized. NCBI's taxonomy places the organism in Eukaryota, Metazoa, Arthropoda, Malacostraca, Decapoda, Palaemonidae. The record is from RefSeq and is a predicted model, not a curated record. Bases 2111 to 4660 code for a protein of 849 amino acids. The transcript is spliced from 9 exons.